CUCGAGGUGAUGGUGAUGAGCGUGCAGAAUCGGGAGCGCGCAAGCCCUCGGCCAGGGUCGUCCGCGCCCCUUCGAUGCAUGCCCUUCGCCUACCAUACGAACCCAGCAAGUGAGCUGGACGCAAAUGUCUCAAGCAUCAACAAUAGCAGGUUCCGCCACGCGCAGAAAGCGAGCAUCUGUCUCUGCCCGUUCGGCGUCGACUUCUUAAACCUUCUCCCAUGUCUCCCCUCUCCCGCCCUUCCCCGAACCGAUGGCUAUGACCAUGGCCGAGACCGUGAUCCGCAAGGCCUGCGAUCGCUGUCACGCACAGAAGCUCAGUUGCAAGCGCUACAACGACGAGACGUGCGAGCGUUGUCUCCGGCUCAAGACGGAGUGCAAGUCGAGUCCUUCUCUCCGGUACAGGAAGCAGCAGCAGCAACAGCAGCAGCAACAGCAGCAGCAACAGCAGCAGCAACAACAAACUCAACAUCAUCACCAACAACUUCCCGUCUCUGAAUCAGCCUCCAGCGGGUGCCGCUCUCCGAAGCGACGGCGGACCGACAGCGAUCCCAGCCUUGUCUCACCCGACGCGGGCGGCCUGGAGUCUAAGAGUCACCUGGUCACACCCGAUCCUGCUCUGGAAAUCGGCGACUUCAACUUCACCUUUGACCAGCUGGGGCUAUUCGCUCCCAACCAGCCUGAGUAUUUAUCUCAUCCCGGGCUCCCGAGCAGCGUCCCCCAACUCAGCCUCCAUCACCAACCUCUUCAACCCCUUCAACCUCUUCAACCUCCUCCUCCUCCUCCUCUUUCUUCUCUUCCUCCUCCCGUCAGUGUCUUUGCCGACUCUCCCUGGGACCCGCAGCCGACCUCGUCCGCCGACGCCUACCCACCGGUCGCACCAGGGCCUCUGCUGCCACCAUCAGACGGAUCCCUUGCCCACCAGGCUGUGGCCCUCCAAGGACCCUUAAGGAGAAUAGGUUGUGCACCUGCGCACGACAGCCCUGACAAGCGCCCACGCACCCGGACGAAACAACGCCCGAGGCAGAUCCAACUGUCCGACCGUGUCGAGGCUGCACCGUUGAUCAGGGAACCACCCACGAUUCACUGGAUGGCGCAGUUGUCCGACAUCAACGCCCAGAUUCUGGACCUCUCGUCGGCCUUGCCUUCGUCACUGGAGACGGCUCGCAAUGGGCCCUCUCUGGGAAUGCCAACCGAUGAGAGGUUCAAGAAUAGUGGGUUUCCCAUUGACGACAUGUUCCAGUUGACACGGAAAGUCGCCGACAUUCUCGAAAAGCCGCCCUCCGAGGCGACCGAAACCAUCGACGACUCGGAUCCAGGCAACUCCAUGUUCAUCCUAUCGACUUACACGCGGCUCUUGGACAUGUAUCAGAAGGUCUUCACCCUGGUCCAGUCCGAGUUGUCCAGGACGGGCUCGGACGCCGUGUUUCGGUUCUGGAAGCUCCCCGAUGUGACGGUUGGGUCAUUUGCAGUUGAGUCGUCUCCGUUUCUGCAAAUGUCCCUGACCAUCCAAGUCGCCGAGGAGUUUCUCUCGCGCCUGCGGAGCUCGACUGCGCGGUGGUGUGGAGGUGGAGGUAGUGCGUCCAUGUUUGCGAGUGUCGUCGAUAUUUCGUACCAGGCGUUCAGGGACCAGGAGCUUGCACUGGCAAAGCAUCUGGUGGAGUUGCGAAGCGAAAUCGAGGGCUUGUUGGAUGUCUAGGAAUCUUGGCUAGCUCUAGCAGUUAUUGAUGGUCAAGUGUUGGUAAACACUUGCUCUUGAGCGCCACGGUCCCAAUAACUAUCCUUAAUGUAGCCAUUUCAAAUCACGAUGGCACCACAAAGCCAGAUUCUAGUUGAG
Ilyonectria robusta is the source of this 1834-nucleotide messenger RNA. RefSeq lists its product as uncharacterized. The transcript is spliced from 2 exons. Gene Ontology annotation, molecular function: zinc ion binding; DNA-binding transcription factor activity, RNA polymerase II-specific. The record is from RefSeq and is a predicted model, not a curated record. NCBI's taxonomy places the organism in Eukaryota, Fungi, Ascomycota, Sordariomycetes, Hypocreales, Nectriaceae. Gene Ontology annotation, biological process: regulation of DNA-templated transcription. Bases 251 to 1696 code for a protein of 481 amino acids.